ACAGUCUAUAAUCUACGGCCGCCAUCUUCUGGAGUUCUGGAUUCGUUAUUAUUUUGUUUCCUGCACAAUCCGACAGAUACGGGGGCGCGUGAAACGGAGCUCUACGAUUGGUACUGGAUUGGUAGAAACAAAAUCAUCCGGCCAAUCAGGGAGCUCAAAAUCCCUAACUGUGAUAUUUUGAACCAGCGUCAACUUCAGUUGCUCUUGAGGCAGGACGAGUGGAAAGUGAAUUAACGUACCAGUUAAGGAUCUCCAUAAAUGAAAGAAACUAUUCACCUGGGACGAAAAGAACAAAUAAUAUAAUUAGAGACUUGUUCGGGGAAUCGUCAAAGAUCACCCCCUCAACGUAUUAAAAAAAAAUGGCUCCAACCAAGAUGUUGAGUGGCCAAAAUAAACAAAAUGCCACAGCCAUUGUAAUACGUAGGGGAAUCAUAACUCGAAGUCACAAUUCACUGGCUAAUGCCAAGCAGUCUGCUGCUGUCAAAGAUCCAAGAGUAAAACGAAAAGCUGACGGUUCACCUGUGAAAGAUAAAGUAGCCAAACGAUCAGCCCUUGGAAAUAUCACUAAUGCGAUUGGAAAAUCUUUAGGCGCACAGAUUCAAGAAGCAAAAAAAGUAACAAAGAAAGUAGCUAUCCAGAACAAGCCGGCGACAAACACUCUGCAAUCAAUAGGAAAGAUACCAAUUAAGCCUGACAAUGUGGUACCAGUCAAAGCAAAACCACCAUCUCGGGUCCCAGCUAAAAAGAAGGAAGAUGAUAAGGUAGAAAUACCGGCCAAAAUAGCUAAUGUCAGACGCAGUUUAGAUUUGGAAAAAUCUGAAGACAGUUCGCUGUAUGUCAGUGCCUUAGAAGAUGCCGACGAAAGUUUAAAAAAAUCCACGCGCAGUAAUUCCCGGGUUGAGAGUAAACAAGACUCCAAAACUCCUGCCAAAUCCGAAGAGCAACCUAGAGCCUCGUCUAUACCGAAAGAACCUGCUCUGUCCAUUGCAGCACGUCUGGACGCACCUCCUGACACCAAGUUACCUCCAGGAGUACAGUGGGACUUUGAUGCUGAGAAUUGGUCCGAUCCCUACCAAGUAUCUCAUUAUGCAAUGGAUACCUUUAACUAUCUCAAAGGCAGAGAGCAUCUGUUCCCGAUCGGUGAUUACAUGGAAAGACAAGUGUGUUUAUCGCCAUGGAUGAGGUCUCUAUUAGUCGAUUGGAUGGUCGAAGUACAAGAGUCUUUUGAAUUGAACCAUGAGACUCUAUAUUUAGCUGUUAAAUUAGUAGAUCUUUACCUGACCAAAGUAACAGUCGGAAAAGAGACCCUCCAGCUCUUAGGUGCCGCCAGUUUGUUCAUCGCCAGCAAGUUUGACGAAAGAAUCCCACCAAUGGUUGACGAUUUUUUAUAUAUUUGUGAUGGAGCGUACACGCGACGAGAGCUAACUAGAAUGGAAAUAAACGUUUUAAAGAUAGUAGACUUCGAUCUAGGCAUUCCUCUGUCAUAUAGGUUCCUCAGAAGAUACGCCCGGUGUGCUAAAGUUUCUAUGCCAACCUUGACCUUGGCUCGUUACAUUUUGGAAUAUUCACUGAUGGACUACUCAACAAUAAUGUACAGCGAUAGUAAAAUGGCAGCAGCAGCCUUAUUUAUUGCCCUUCAAAUGAAGGAUCUUGGUGGUUGGAAUGCAACGCUUGAAUAUUAUACUGGUUUUACUGAUGGAGAUGUCAAAGAAAUUGUGUUGGCAUUGAACCAAGGUUUACACCGGAAACCUAAAGAAGCAUUAGCUACAGUACGCAACAAGUACAGCCAUAAGAUAUUUUUCGAGGUCGCAAAAGUGCCACUGAAACAAGUAUUAGAUAUAUAGUUAGAUUCGUAAGUACUGUAUUGUUGAUUGUAGGUAGUUAGAUAUGGGGCUUGACUGGUCUUUUUUUUUAUAUUGUUUUUUUUUUUUUAAUACGAACAAGCCUAACUUCAAAUUCUAGCCUUAUCAAAUUUGUAGCUUACCUAAACCAUGACGAACCCUCAACAUUGAAUAAUUACUUGAAUGUACUUCGUUUGAAGUGAAGGAAAGAAGAUUAGAUAUUUCUAAACCAACCCAGUUGCUGUCCAGCUAAGCUUCGUUUUUCUAUCUCCACUUUUCUUCUACCUUUUUUUUUAAACGGAAAAAAAAACCUCACAUACCAUUGACGCGUGAACUUUAACAAGUUUUUACAAUUUACAUACAGCUUUUAAACGGCGGGAUGAAUCGAAAGCUAAUUCUAUUAUAUACAUAUAUAUAUAUUCUUUUAUUCUAGACUAUUUAUAGACACUAAUAUUUCCAUGACACUCUACAGUCUCAGUAUUUUUUUAGGGUAUUUCAACAACCCACCUUUUUCUCUGUUUUUGUUGAAAAAUUUAUUAUCCCGACGACACACGCUUGUUCAUCACAAGGAACUCAUUUGUGACGUUGAGUAUACAUAUACAUUUUUUUGUUCUACUCACGAGGUCGAAAUAUCUCUAUCUGUCUUUGCAAUUGAAUUUGAUUUGUUUUUUUUUCUAUUUUUAUAUUUUAAUACGUUGAAUAAAAUUGAUAAUUAUUAUUACGAUAAUUAGAAUAAUAAUGUUGUUCUUAGGGAAUACUAUUGAAACAUUUGGAAUUGUGAGAAAGUUAACCGAAAAUUGAAUGAUUAUAAAAAGAAAAAUAAAAAGAGAUUCUAGUGUGCCGCAUUGAUAUGCAAUAUAUGUCGCACUUCUAUACAGACUGACGAUGGUAAAAAAGUCCAUACCACGACGGUAUGAAACAAUAAGAAAAAAUACGAACAUAAAAACUUUUAAGUGCUACACUUUUGUGGAGCACCGUGACAAAUUUUGGCACUCACAUUAAUCAAAAAAAUGAGAUAAAUAGUGAAAUAAAAAUAACAAAAGUCCCCUCAAAAAUUUCUAGAGCUUGGGAAAGUCAGUCCAUAUAAUUUUUGACCGGCUUUCAUUUAAUUCCUCUUUAACCUUUACCAUCUGUGAUAAAUCUAUCAAUAUUAAUUGACCAAUUCCCGACUGACCUAACGUUAACAUAAAUUUUAACUAUCAUUAGUUAAUUAUAAUUCUUUCCUAGCGUGUGGAAAUUUAUUAAUCAAAAUUAAAUACCUUUACUGGGCAAAACGUCACAGAUCUGGACAAGCCUCGACGAAUAUUUUUUCUAUAGAUGGGUAGAUGUGUUAAAAUAUACAUAUAGUGUAAUUUUCAAAGUUUGACUACAAGCUGUGUAUAUACAAAGCUUUCGAAAUUGCUAAACUGGCACGAUGAGGUGAAGUUCUUCCACUGCGGAAAGAUGAAACGAAAAAAAACCGUACAUAUAUCCGCAAGUCAUAGCCCCCCUAAAAUCUGGAAUUACUCCCUGUAUAUAUUAAUGAUAUUAAUGUAAUUGUAUGUCCAUUUUUGCCAUCAAUGAAUGUACUAUGGUCUAUUUUUAUACGAUGUGUGUGUAUGUGAAUUAUUAUAAAUGAAUACAUAAUUUAAUUAAUAAAAUCAUGACAUGUGAAUCUGUCUAUUAAUACUCUAUUCUCUGGCUAUCAUCUUUCUGCAGUUGUUUUCUAAAUACCAAGCACCAAGUAUUAUGCGCUUUUUUCUAAUUAUUGUUAUCCAGAGUCCGUGAAAUCAUUUUAGUAGCGCGGUUGGGUUGCUGCCUUCAGCCAUACUCAUUUCGUUAGUGUAACAAAAUGAUAUCUAACUAAUAAAAAACCUUUAAACCCAGCACUAAAUUUUAAUCAGCAAACACAAUGAGAAUUUUUAAUAGUUUUAGUUAAAAAUUGAAACAAUUUUAACGAGAGUCCUUUAUUAAAACAGAAUGGUUAUACAAUAGACAGGGCAACAUGGAUAUAUUAACAAUAACUCUUAUAAAUUUGUAAAAAGCAGGUACUUUAGUUAUUGAAAUAAAUAUGUUGAGAAUAA
Molecule: messenger RNA, 3904 nt
Organism: Athalia rosae (coleseed sawfly)
Lineage: Eukaryota; Metazoa; Arthropoda; Insecta; Hymenoptera; Athaliidae
Gene: CycB3
Product: G2/mitotic-specific cyclin-B3
Exons: 8
Coding region: 360-1844 (494 amino acids)
Biological process (GO): regulation of cyclin-dependent protein serine/threonine kinase activity; mitotic cell cycle phase transition
Cellular component (GO): cytoplasm; centrosome; cyclin-dependent protein kinase holoenzyme complex
Molecular function (GO): cyclin-dependent protein serine/threonine kinase regulator activity
Source: RefSeq, a predicted model, not a curated record